Molecule: messenger RNA, 3327 nt
Organism: Oldenlandia corymbosa var. corymbosa
Lineage: Eukaryota; Viridiplantae; Streptophyta; Magnoliopsida; Gentianales; Rubiaceae
Source: the annotation of a GenBank genome assembly
AUGACGAACGCAACCACCACCGCCGCCGCCGCCGAUGAACGGUCGUUGAUAAUGGAUGAGAAGGAGGAAAAUGUUGUCGCAGGCCAUCAUCAGACUGAUCAUGUGUUGGUUGAUUUGGAGGAUCAUCCACAACAACAAGGGGGAGGAGCAGAUGGAGGAGGAGAGGAAGAACAAGAUGACUUCAACGAUCCCUUCGACAUUGCCAACACUAAGACCGCGUCCCUCGAAUCCCUCAAGCGAUGGCGGCAAGCAGCAUUGGUGCUCAAUGCCUCCCGAAGGUUCCGAUACACUCUGGAUUUGAGGAAGGAAGAAGAGAAAGAACAGAGGCGCAGUAUGAUCAGAGCCCAUGCUCAAGUCAUCCGUGCUGCUUUGCUCUUCAAAUUGGCUGGCCAGAGAGCCAUUGUGUUAGGCAGCAACGUUGCUCCUCCAACUGCUAAUGGUGAGUAUGGAAUUGGACUUGAACAACUUGUUUCCAUGACCAGAGAUAACAACACUUCUGCUCUUCAACAAUAUGGAGAGGUCAAAGGGAUAGCAAAAUUUCUUAACACAAAUCUAGAUACAGGAGUUAGUGGUGAUGAUGAGGAGCUUUUGAGCCGGAGGAAUGCAUUUGGUUCAAAUACUUAUCCUGUUAAGAAGGGAAGGAGUUUCUUGAGGUUCCUUUGGGAGGCUUGGCAAGAUUUAACCCUCAUCAUCUUGAUCAUAGCUGCCAUUGCAUCACUUGGGCUAGGAAUAAAGACUGAGGGCUUAGAAGAGGGCUGGUAUGAUGGGGGAAGCAUUACAUUUGCUGUUCUCCUUGUUAUUUUUGUUACAGCAACUAGUGAUUACCGACAGUCCCUCCAGUUUCAGAGUUUAAAUGAGGAGAAGAGGAAUAUAAAGAUGGAGGUGGUUAGGGGCGGAAGAAGAGAACAGAUAUCUAUAUAUGAUGUUGUUGUUGGUGAUAUUGUACCUCUCAAGAUAGGUGAUCAGAUCCCGGCAGAUGGUGUUUUAGUUGUCGGUCAUUCUCUUGCCAUUGAUGAAUCUAGCAUGACAGGGGAGAGCAAGAUUAUGCACAAAGAUCAGAAAUCCCCAUUCUUGAUGGCCGGUUGUAAGGUGGCAGAUGGUGCAGGGACAAUGCUGGUAACUGGAGUAGGGAUAAACACAGAAUGGGGGCUUUUGAUGGCAAGUAUAUCAGAGGAUACGGGUGAAGAAACCCCAUUGCAGGUACGCCUGAAUGGAGUUGCCACGUUCAUUGGCAUAGUUGGUCUCACUGUUGCACUAUGUGUACUAAUAGUUUUGCUAGCUAGAUUCUUCACUGGUCAUUCCAAAAAUGCUGAUGGAACCAUUCAAUUCAUCCGAGGACAAACAAGCGUGAGCCAGACUGUUGAUGGUGUCGUAAAGAUCAUCACAGCUGCUGUCACGAUAGUGGUUGUUGCAGUCCCUGAAGGGCUCCCAUUGGCCGUUACCCUGACGUUAGCAUACUCCAUGAAGAAAAUGAUGGCUGAUAAGGCCUUGGUGAGAAGGCUUUCUGCUUGCGAAACUAUGGGGUCUGCCACUACCAUCUGCAGCGACAAAACGGGAACAUUGACUCUCAAUCAGAUGACCGUUGUCGAGGCACACAUUGGGAAAGCAAAGAUGGACAAGCCGCAGGAUGGAUCGAGGCUUCCAUCAACUGUUUCUUCUUUGCUAGAUGAAGGCAUUUCCCAGAAUAGUGCUGGCAGUGUUUUUUUAUCUAAGGAAGGUGCAGUAGAAGUAUCUGGCUCUCCAACAGAAAAGGCCAUUCUUUCAUGGGCUGUCAAGCUGGGGAUGAAAUUUGAUAUGGUCAGAUCAGAGUCCAUAAUCCUCCAUGUUUCCCCAUUCAAUUCGUCCAAGAAGCGAGCAGGCGUUGCAGUACGUGGAAAGAGCAAUUCACAAGUUCAUGUACACUGGAAAGGAGCAGCUGAGAUAAUCUUAGAUUUAUGUACAAAGUAUCUGGAUACCAAUGGUUGCUUGCAGUCCAUUUCUGGCAACAAGGAGUACUUUAAGGAUGCAAUAGAAAACAUGGCGGCAAAAAGCUUGAGAUGUGUCGCAAUUGCAUAUAAGACGCUAGAAGCAGACCAGGUACCUACAGAUGAAGAACAUUUGGCUCGAUGGGUGUUACCUGAAGAUGACCUAGUUCUACUUGCUAUUGUUGGUAUAAAGGAUCCUUGUCGCCCUGGUGUCAAAGAAGCAGUGAGAUUAUGCACAGAUGCAGGUGUGAAGGUGCGAAUGGUUACCGGAGAUAACCUUCAAACAGCCAAAGCAAUUGCACUGGAAUGUGGAAUCCUUUCUUCAGAUGCCGAGGCCAUUGAGCCUAAUAUCAUUGAGGGGAAACAAUUCAGAGAAAUGUCAGAUAUCGAAAGAGAACAAGUCGUGAAAAAAAUCUCAGUGAUGGGAAGGUCUUCCCCCAGUGACAAGCUUUUACUUGUGCAAACUUUACGGAAACUAGGGGAAGUUGUUGCUGUUACCGGUGAUGGGACUAAUGAUGCUCCUGCACUUCAUGAGGCUGAUAUAGGUCUGGCAAUGGGAAUCCAAGGAACUGAAGUUGCAAAAGAAAGUUCAGACAUCAUUAUUCUUGACGAUAACUUCGCUUCAGUCGUGAAGGUUGUCCGCUGGGGUCGUUCUGUAUACGCAAACAUUCAGAAGUUCAUCCAGUUCCAGCUAACAGUUAAUGUCGCAGCUCUUACCAUUAAUGUUGUUGCAGCAGUAUCAUCAGGCGAUGUUCCUUUAAAUACAGUGCAGCUUCUCUGGGUUAACCUUAUCAUGGAUACUUUGGGAGCAUUGGCAUUGGCCACGGAACCACCAACCGACCAGCUUAUGGAACGAACACCAGUUGGCCGAAGGGAACCUCUGGUCACAAAUAUAAUGUGGAGGAACUUGAUCGUUCAGGCACUCUAUCAAGUUGCAGUCCUCCUUAUUCUCAACUUUUGUGGGAGGAGUAUUCUUAACUUGAAUCAUGAUGAAACGGAACAUGCUACCAUGGUGAAGAAUACUCUCAUAUUCAACGCAUUUGUCUUCUGCCAAAUUUUCAACGAGUUCAAUGCUAGAAAGCCGGAAGAGUUCAAUGUGUUUACUGGUGUGACUAAGAACCCACUUUUCAUGGGGAUUGUUGGGGCUACCUUAGUGCUUCAGAUAAUUAUCAUUGAGUACCUUGGGAAGUUUACUUCAACCGUCAGACUUGACUGGAAACUAUGGCUGGUGUCAAUAGCCAUAGGGUUAUUCAGUUGGCCCCUGGCAAUCAUUGGAAAGCUGAUCCCGGUUCCAAAGACCCCAAUUGCCAAGAUAUUUGCCAAGCCAUAUCAGCGCUUGAUAGCUGCUCGAAAUUCGUCGUAA